AUGGCUGGGGGUUGCUACAGUGCGCUGGGGGGUUUCCAAGGGACUACCCUCACGCCGCAGGGGUUAGACGUGGUUGUACCCUCCGCGCUGCAGGGCAACAGCAUCUUUGCCCGGCCCACCACGGCCAUGAACAUGCUUGUGCAUGUGAACCGAUUCUACAUCGAGUAUCGGCCAAAUGGGGAGGUGAAGCAGUUUUUCUCAGACCUGUCAGUAACUGACUUCUAUGGACGAGAGCUGCAGAGGAAGACCAUCAGUGUGAACGACCCCCUGCGCUGCCAGGGAGUCACCAUGUACCAGACCGACUGGGCGAUCUCAGCCGUCCAGCUGCGAUCCGACGGUGGAGAUCCCUUCAAGCUGCCCAUGGCGUCGCUGCAGGAGCCGGGCAGCAGCCAGAAACUUUUCGGAACGUUCUUGCCGACGGGGGAGGAGGAGAAUGCAGAGGGAGGAGAGGCAACCACCACGGGCAUAAGCAUUCUGGCCAGAGAUCUUCAGAACGUUGUCAUAUACGACUCCAAGGGCGAGUUCGUGGGAGUGAGGCGGCCGGGGUCGAACCGACCAAUCACAGUGGAGGGGAAGAAGCUGGUGAUCGAUGAGCUGAUUGGCAGCACGGGGCUGGAAUUGAAGAUGGACCCUGGCGUGCCGUACGUGUAUGCUGGCUUCGGUGCUCUCAUGCUCACCACUGCUAUUAGCUACCUCUCGCAUUCCCAGGUGUGGGCAUUGCAAGUGGGAUCAACGCUGUAUGUUGGAGGGAAGUCGAAUCGAGCAAAGCUCACUUUCGAGCAAGAGAUUAACUCCGUUCUUGACCAAGUGCCCGAAGUGGUAACUGCAUCCGACGCUCUUGUAACAGCUGCACCAGCAUCAUCAGAUCGCCCUAGUGAAGAGUAG
Closterium sp. Yama58-4 is the source of this 885-nucleotide messenger RNA. NCBI's taxonomy places the organism in Eukaryota, Viridiplantae, Streptophyta, Zygnematophyceae, Desmidiales, Closteriaceae. The record is from the annotation of a GenBank genome assembly.